This is a messenger RNA of Gaeumannomyces tritici R3-111a-1, 1566 nucleotides long. RefSeq lists its product as hypothetical. Lineage: Eukaryota; Fungi; Ascomycota; Sordariomycetes; Magnaporthales; Magnaporthaceae. The transcript is spliced from 3 exons. Gene Ontology annotation, cellular component: cell surface; extracellular region; fungal-type cell wall. Bases 291 to 1403 code for a protein of 370 amino acids. Gene Ontology annotation, molecular function: zinc ion binding; metallopeptidase activity; integrin binding. The record is from RefSeq and is a predicted model, not a curated record.
CUUCGGCGCACCGCCCGAACGAUAUAUGCCUUGGAAAUUCCAUUCCAGAAAAGCGCGCAAUCGGCUUCUUUGGCUCGGCGUUGGCGUUGGCGAGUGCAACAUGAGUACCUGAUGCUCUGAUCACCUCCACGUCUAGCGCGCUCCUCUUGCUUCUAACAGAGCACCUCCGGAAUCGAGAGAGUGGGGAAACUGAGGAGACAGUCGCUUGGCGUUGCUCGUUGAGGCGCCAUGUCUUGUCGUCGUGAUGACUCCCCGGGAGCUCGGUGAGAGAUGGGAUAGUCAGGCGACGGAUGCGAAAAGAAAUGAGGUGGCCGGCUGCGGUCUAUAAGAAUUGUGCUGCCGACUGGAUUCCCUCCUCGACCGGUGUUGUUUCCCUUCUUGUUCAGGCUUCCCCCGCACUUCAAGCCCCCCGAGGUCACUUCAGCGUCAGAAACGUCUCAGAGCCAGGAGGAGCGCCAUAUCCCGAAUUCACCAUGAAGGCUUCGACAUGCAUCCUCUUCGCCUCACUGGCAGCCCUCGCGGACAUGGCGGCCACCCUGCCCCCGAGCCUUGAACGGCGCGCGGCCAACGACGGCGUGCGGGUCGUCACCGUGACGGUCCCCUCGGCGCCCUCGCAGCCCACCCCCGCGGCGCUGUACAGCUGGCGCGAGGGCUCGGUGGACGAGUACCCCAUCCACGCGUCCUGCAACGGCACGGAGCGCGCCCAGCUCCGGCGCGCGCUGGACGAGACGGUGGAGCUGGCGCAGCACGCGCGCGACCACAUCCUUCGCUUCGGCCGGUCCUCGGGCAUCUACGCGCGGUACUUUGGCAACGCGUCCACGGGCGAGCCCAUUGGCUGGUUCGAGAGGCUGGCCAGGGGCGACAAGGGCGGCAUGUGGUUCCGGUGCGACGACGUCGACGGCAACUGCCACCAGGCUGGCUGGGGCGGACACUGGCGCGGCGCAAACGCCAGCUCCGAGACGGUCAUCUGCCCGCUGUCGUACGAGACGCGCAAGCCCCUCGAUGCGCUGUGCAGCUUCGGCUACACGGUGGCGGCGGGCAAGCUCAACCUGUACUGGGCCGCGGACUUGAUGCACCGCAUCUUCCACCUCGAGCCCGUGGGCGAGGGCGCCGUCGAGCACUACGCCGACUCGCACGCCGAGUGCCUGGCCCUGGCAAAGUCGGACCCGUCCAAGGCGGUCCGCAAUACCCACAGCCUGCAGUACUUCGCCCUGGACGCCUACGCCUACGACGUCGUCAUGCCCGGUGAGGGCUGCCCUGGUCGGCCCUCGAGCGCUUCGUCCUCGGCCCCGGCCCCGGCGCAGCCCCCGGCUACGACUACUGCCGCCGUCAGCCCGACCAAGACGAGCACUGCUGGAGCGGAAUGUCACACCCACAGCGAUGGCGUGGUUCAUUGCGUGUAGGCAGGAUGCCAGCUUAUCAUGAUGCAAAUGUGGGAAACGAACAAAGGUCGGAGGGUAAAAAUGCAGUUAUUGGGGCCUGGUAACUACGAUAAUGACACUCGGAUGGCUUAACUUAACACGUUGGAAUAGAAUAAUAAUACACCCUGGAUUCGAUCGCUGAGCA